Messenger RNA from Rotaria sp. Silwood2, 1002 nucleotides. Lineage: Eukaryota; Metazoa; Rotifera; Eurotatoria; Philodinida; Philodinidae. The record is from the annotation of a GenBank genome assembly.
AUGAAUUCAUCAUGUCAUGUAAAUGCUAAUUCAAAUGUAAUUUUAUCAUUUUUUAUUUUUGGUUGUUUAUUUACAAUUAUUGGUACUGUACUUAAUUUUUGUUUAUGUUUACUUUUUUGUCGUGCAAAAUCACUUCUUAAUACACCAUAUGCUGUAUUUAUAAUUGCUUUAUCAAUAGCUGAUAUUAUUAAAUUAACAGCAGAAUAUUUAGUACAUAUUUUAUUUUUUUAUAUUCAACAUCCAUAUUUUGUUUGUUCAAUAACAUGGUUUUUAACAAUGACUAGUGAAAAUUCAUCUUAUGCAUUUCUUUGUGCUUUAGGCAUUGAACGUAAUUUAAAAGUUUGGAAGAUAGAUCGUCGUUGUUUAAUAACUCGACGACGUGCAUUUAUAAUAACUUUCUUGAUUGUUUUAUUUGUGAUUAUAUAUGAUCAUCCAUUUCUUUUUUUCCCAUAUGAUGUAUCAUAUUGUUUUUUUAAAUUAUUUAAUCAAUUAAUAUUAUUUUCAUGUGAUAAUGCAUAUUAUUAUGCAUAUGGUUAUAAAUUUUCAUUAAUUAAUCUAUUAUUUAUUGAAAAUAUUGGUUUAAAUAAUUUAAUAUUACCUAUAUUUAUUAUAUCAACGAAUAUAAGUUUAAUAUUUGGUUUACGUCGUCGUGCAUAUCAACGUCGAUAUCGUUUAGGUCGAACAAAAAAUUAUGAUUGGAAAGAACGAAGUGUUAUACUUUAUAUGUUUCUUUCGAGUUUAGCUUUUCUUUUUUUAACAUCACCCAUUGGAAUUUUAGGUGUUUGGGCAACUAUUCAUGGUCAACAUAUACCAACGAAUAAUUUAGCAUUUAUAUUAGAUUUAUUAGAAAUAAUUCAUCAUUGUUCACAUUUUCCUAUCCUAUUAAUGACAAGUUCAAUAAUUCGUAGAACAACAUUUCAAAUACUUUUUCAACCUCAUUUAUCAAGACAAAAUUCACCAAAUAUUUCAAGACAACCUAUACGAAAACAUUCUCUCUCGUAA